AAUCCCCUCAGCUCGCUCCUUCGGUAAGUAGCAACCCUCAACAUCUUUGGUUUACCCUCUUCAGCAUCGCGCUGUGAACGCCUAUUGCUGGUGUCGGCCGCCUCCUCCGAGCUCGAGCUUCUAUAGCGAAACUCAAUUGCGCGCUCCUCCUGCCUCUCGAGCUUAUCGCAGGGGUAUAAUCGUCCUUCACGUUACCUCCUGACUAACUUCACCGGCCAGAUAUUCUUGCAGAAGAACUCCCAUACCAUCCACCUCUUCUGGUCCAGACGAAUUGCGUCCCGACCACCAUGUCGUUCCUCUACCCCAGACAGGAUACCCUCAAGGGAUGCUUCUCGUCCCCCUUCAACAGCCGCCUUAACAAGACCGCGGAUACCACGGCCAUGGCGAAACCAACGCGCUACCAGGCCCGCCCCGAGCUCUACGGCGCCUUCUCCACCGUCGACGACGUCAAGGGCAAGGCGAAGCAGCUCAGUGCCGAGGCCACGGCCGAGUUUGAAAAGGCCAGCGCCAAGGCCCAGUCUGCGGCCGGCGGCAAGAUUGAGCUGUACUCUGGACAAUACUAUGCUGCUUGCACCGUCGGUGGUCUCAUGGCCUGCGGCUUGACGCAUACCGCAGUGACUCCUCUGGAUCUCGUCAAAGUGAGGAGGCAAAUCGAUUCGAAGCUGUACCGCGGAAACUUCCAGGCUUGGGGAAUGAUUUUCCGAAAGGAGGGUCUCCGCGGCAUUAUGACCGGCUGGGGCCCAACCUUCUGGGGAUAUUCCGCGCAGGGAGCUUGCAAGUACGGAUUCUACGAAUACUUCAAAAAGACCUACGCCGACCUCGCGGGCCCCGACAACGCCAAAAAGUACCAGACGAUCCUCUUCCUCUCCGCCUCGGCCUCCGCCGAGUUCCUCGCCGACAUCGCCCUCUGCCCCUUUGAGGCCGUCAAGGUCCGCAUGCAGGGCGGCAUCCCCUCCCCCUACAAGGGCACUCUCGACGGCAUCAGCAAAAUCACGGCCAAGGAAGGGUGGGGAGGCCUCUACAAGGGCCUGUACCCGCUCUGGGGCCGACAGAUCCCCUACACCAUGAUGAAGUUUGCCUCCUUUGAGACCAUUGUCGAGAUGAUGUACGCCCGCCUCCCCGGCCAGAAGUCCGACUACAGCAAGGCCGCGCAGACGGGCGUGUCGUUUGUCAGCGGUUACCUGGCCGGUAUCCUCUGCGCCAUCGUCUCCCACCCGGCCGACGUCAUGGUCAGCAAGCUCAACGCGAACCGCGCUCAGGGCGAGGCGUUUGGUGCGGCCAUGGGCAGGAUCUACAAGGACAUUGGAUUCUCUGGCCUCUGGAACGGUCUGCCUGUCCGUAUUGUCAUGAUUGGUACCCUGACCGGUCUCCAGUGGAUGAUUUACGUGAGUGACCAUCAGAAUUUUGUUGAGAAAAGUGUGACAGAACUGACAUGAUGGACAGGACUACUUCAAGAUCUUUAUGGG
This is a messenger RNA of Colletotrichum godetiae, 1466 nucleotides long. Its product is annotated as mitochondrial carrier domain-containing protein. Gene Ontology annotation, molecular function: phosphate transmembrane transporter activity. Lineage: Eukaryota; Fungi; Ascomycota; Sordariomycetes; Glomerellales; Glomerellaceae. The transcript has 3 exons. Bases 288 to 1436 code for a protein of 382 amino acids. The record is from RefSeq and is a predicted model, not a curated record. Gene Ontology annotation, cellular component: mitochondrial inner membrane. Gene Ontology annotation, biological process: mitochondrial phosphate ion transmembrane transport.